Sinocyclocheilus grahami is the source of this 2805-nucleotide messenger RNA. Its product is annotated as cyclic nucleotide-gated channel rod photoreceptor subunit alpha-like. The coding region runs from base 287 to 2236 and encodes 649 amino acids. Gene Ontology annotation, biological process: monoatomic cation transmembrane transport. Gene Ontology annotation, cellular component: plasma membrane; intracellular cyclic nucleotide activated cation channel complex. NCBI's taxonomy places the organism in Eukaryota, Metazoa, Chordata, Actinopteri, Cypriniformes, Cyprinidae. The transcript has 10 exons. The record is from RefSeq and is a predicted model, not a curated record. Gene Ontology annotation, molecular function: cGMP binding; intracellularly cAMP-activated cation channel activity; protein-containing complex binding.
GUGUGUGAGAGAGAGAGAGAGAACGAGUGACCUGGUGACUGUCAUCUGUGUAAUCCCAAAUCCUGCUGUGCCACUCUGAAAUCCUCUCGUGGUCCGCCAUCGUUGGGAAUACUCAACAAAAUUAUCAGUGUUCCAGGUUUAUCCCAAACAUACUCUCAUGCUUUUGUGUGUGAGAGAAUGAGCUCAUGCUUUCGCUGGCACACCUGUGACUAUGAUGAUGAGGAUGAUGAUGAUGAGGAUGUCAGUGCGGCGCUCAGGUGUGUGAAGGCAGCAGAAGUACUGUGUGAUGGACAGGUGGCCUGACCAAUCAGCCGUGAUGUCUGCUCGAGUGAGGCCUCUGGUCCCGCCCACAUUUCUUCUGGAGGGGGUGGAGCAGGUUGCAAUGGCCGCAGAGGACAUUAUAGAAGAGAAGCACCCAGAAGCUGGACCUUACUUCAACACCAACAACAGCAAUAACAAUGAAGAAGAGGAAAAGAAGAAGAAAAAGAAAGGAAAAAAGGAGAAGAAAGAGAAAAAAGAGAACAAGGAAAAAAAGGAGAAGGAAAAGAAAAAAGAAGCAGAAGAGAAAGAAAAAGAGAAAGAGAAAGAGAAAGAGAAAGAGAAAGAGAAAGAGAAAGAGAAGAAAGAACCACCAAAGGAGAUUGAGGUUGUGGAUCCGGCGGGAAACAUGUACUACAACUGGCUUUUCAUGAUCACGUGUCCAGUGAUGUACAACUGGGUUCUCAUCAUAGCGAGAGCUUGCUUUGAGGAGCUGCAGUCGGACUUUCUGAUGAACUGGUUCAUCCUGGAUUUCUUAUCAGAUCUGGUGUAUCUGCUGGACAUGGUGUUCAGGACCAGGACAGGAUAUCUGGAGCAGGGGCUGUUGGUGAAGGAUGAGAAGAAACUUCGCGAUCGCUACACGCAGAGCAUCCAGUUCAAGCUGGACCUGGCCUCUAUGGUUCCGACCGACAUCUUCUACUUCUACUUCGGUCUGAACUACCCCGAGAUUCGCAUGAACAAGCUACUGAGGGUCAACCGCUUGUUCGAGUUUUUCCAGCGCACCGAAACACGGACUAACUUUCCCAACCUGUUCCGAAUCUCCAACCUCGUCAUGUACAUCGUGAUCAUCAUCCACUGGAACGCCUGCAUGUAUUACUCCUUCUCCAAGGCCAUUGGCUUCGGGUCGGACGCUUUCGUGUAUCCGAACAUCUCGAACCCGGAGUUUGGCCGGUUGGAGAGAAAGUACGCAUACAGCAUGUACUGGUCCACGCUCACGCUCACCACCAUCGGCGAAACGCCGCCCCCUGUCAAAAACUCAGAGUACUUCUUUGUGGUGACGGACUUCUUGGUCGGCGUGUUGAUUUUUGCCACCAUCGUCGGUAACGUCGGCUCCAUGAUCACCAACGCCAACGCGGCGCGAGCGGAUUUCCAGGCUCGUAUCGACGCUAUCAAACAGUACAUGAGCUUCCGAAGGGUCACCAAAGACCUGGAGAAACGGGUCAUCAAGUGGUUCGAUUUCUUGUGGACCAACAAGAAAGCGGUGGACGAGAGGGAAGUGCUGAAGUACCUGCCGGACAAGCUGCGGGCGGAGAUCGCUAUAAACGUCCACCUGGACACUCUGAAGAAGGUGCGCAUCUUCGCGGACUGCGAGGCCGGGCUGCUGGUGGAGCUGGUGCUGAAGCUUCAGCCGCAGGUCUACAGCCCCGGAGACUACAUCUGCAAGAAGGGCGACAUCGGCCGCGAGAUGUACAUCAUUAAGGAAGGAAAACUGGCUGUGGUGGCCGAUGACGGAGUCACGCAGUUCGUGGUGCUGAGCGACGGCAGCUACUUCGGAGAGAUCAGCAUCCUCAACAUCAAGGGCAGUAGGGCAGGCAACCGAAGGACCGCCAACAUCCGCAGCAUCGGCUAUUCUGACCUCUUCUGCCUGUCCAAAGACGAUCUGAUGGAGGCGCUGACCGAAUAUCCAGAUGCCAAGGCCAUGCUGGAGGAGAAGGGACGACAAAUCCUUAUGAAGGACAAUCUUCUGGAUUUAGAGCUGGCCAAGCAGGGUCCCGAUCCCAAAGACAUGGAGGAAAAGGUUGCCAAGAUCGGCAGCGUGCUGGAUGACCUUCAGAUGUGCUUCGCUCGCCUCUUAGCCGAACAUGAAGCCACACAAGGUAAACUGAAGAAGCGCGUGACUAAAUUAGAAAAGAAGAUGACAGACGGAGCGGCGCUCUCUGAGAUGCUGGACCCGGAGAGGAAAGAAGAGAAGGAAUAGGAUGAAAGCUGCAGUUAAUCAAAGACCCAGAAGAAAAGCUGCAGACAAACCUGAUUAAACAAAUUAGUUUUAGAACUUUGAACAGAAGCCUUGUAUAUUUUGUGGUCCGCCUGUGGUUUGGACUGGAUUUGUGGGGAUGGAUAAAACUGUAGAUACACAUCAGAUUUAUCCUGGGCUGUCAGUCUACCACAGCAGUGUGUGAAUGAAGAAGACAGCUGAGAAAUCUUUGUUUGGUUCUUCCGUCUACCUGCGACUGGUAGCACGCAAAUGUAAACCACUGAACAGAUGAUUGGUGUUCACAGCAUUUAUCUGUGGUUAGUACUGAUUAUAUCAUGUGUUUAUUCUGUCAUGUCUAUCAUGAGAGAAUAUAAAGAUAAAAUGAAUCCUUUUUGUUAGCAAAAGUCUGUAUGAUCUAGUUUCACUCAAACCUCUUGUAAUCAACAUUUAUACUUAGAGAGAAACACUAAUAAUGAUGCUGCUCUAGCAAUAUCAGUUAAAAGUUUAAUCAGAGAACUAAAUGGGCUGUAAAAAAAUUUAAAUACAUCUUCAAUAAAGAAUUUCUGACCAGA